UGUGAUUGGAGGUUAUGUGUUGUUUAUGUUGUUAUUAUUUUAAAAAUUAAUUCAUAUAAUGUUAUCUUAUGAAAAUAAGUUAGUUCUUGCUCCAAUGGUCCGCAUAGGAACAUUACCUAUGAGAUUAUUAGCCCUUAGAUACGGUGCUGAUAUAGUAUAUACAGAAGAACUCAUUGAUUGGAAGUUUUUACGUUCAAAGCGCAGAAUUAAUAAUAUACUUAACACUAUUGACUAUGUUGAUCAGACAGAUGGCACAAUUGUAUUCCGGACAUGUGACGAGGAAAAAGACAGGGUUGUUCUGCAAUUAGGCACUUGUGAUGCAGAACGAGCACUCAAAGUUGCCAAAUUAGUGGAAAAUGAUGUGGCUGCAAUAGACAUCAAUAUGGGUUGUCCAAAAGAGUUUUCCAUUAAAGGUGGAAUGGGAGUAGCCCUGAUGGGCCAACCAGACAAAGCAUGGAAGAUACUAAACACACUAGUCACUAAUCUCUCUAUACCAGUGAGCUGCAAAAUAAGGAUACUGAACUCCCCGGAACAAACUUUAGAACUUGUGAACAAGUUAGUAAGUUCAGGCAUUAAGGCUAUAGGAAUCCACGGCAGGACAAAAGAGGAGAGACCACAACAUGCUGUACAUGCUGAUGUUAUCCGCUAUGUUGCGGAAAGAAUAUCAAUACCAGUUAUUGCAAAUGGUGGAUCAAAAGAAAUAGAAAAACACAGUGACAUACACAAGUUCAAAGAAGUGACUGGCUGCAAGAGCGUUAUGCUGGCCAGGGCAGCAGAAUGGAACUGCUCCAUCUUUAGGAAAGAAGGCUUAUUGCCAAUGGACACAGUCAUCAAGGAGUACCUGAAACUUGCUGUAGAUUAUGAUAAUUCACCAUCAAAUACUAAAUACUGUGUUCAAAAUGUUCUAAGAGAGUUGCAAGAGACACCUAGAGGGAGGCAGUUUUUAGAGUGUCAAACACUUGAACAAAUAUGUGACAUUUGGGAUUUGGGACAAUAUUGUCAAGAGAAACAAUCACAAUAUCAGAAAAUGGGGAUACAGGGGAGAUGGCAGGUUACUCCUGAGGAUUUGGAGCCUCCUCAUAAGAAACAAAAAGUGAUAGAUGACCUCGAAGGAGUUCAACAAAUGAAGGUAUGUUUUAUACGAGGCAAUUUUGAUGAUUUAAACUUGCCAAAAGCUAGACUACAUGCUUGGGCAGGAAAAAAUGGCCAUAACUUGCCAGUGUAUGAUACAAAGCAGGUAACUAAACUAUUCCGGACAGUAAUUACAUUUAAUGGAAAAAAAUAUACUUCAUCAUUUUGGGAAAAAAACAAAAAGUUUGCAGAACAAGGCGCUGCUUUAGUUUGCUUGUUCUAUCUGGGUUUGGUAACGGAAGAUGAAUUGUUACAGCUUGGUAGCAUAAUAAAAUAAUUAAAAAUCUA
Messenger RNA from Leguminivora glycinivorella, 1419 nucleotides. It is a transcript of the gene Dus2, whose product is annotated as tRNA-dihydrouridine(20) synthase [NAD(P)+]-like. Gene Ontology annotation, biological process: tRNA dihydrouridine synthesis. Gene Ontology annotation, molecular function: tRNA dihydrouridine synthase activity; tRNA binding. The transcript is spliced from 6 exons. Gene Ontology annotation, cellular component: cytoplasm. NCBI's taxonomy places the organism in Eukaryota, Metazoa, Arthropoda, Insecta, Lepidoptera, Tortricidae. The record is from RefSeq and is a predicted model, not a curated record. The coding region runs from base 59 to 1408 and encodes 449 amino acids.